AAACAGGCGAACUUGCCUCCAAUUGUCCGAGCCUCACGUCACGGAAAGAGUUGCAGCGCGUUGAGGAAUACAUUCAAGGAACAGACGAGAAAGCGGACCGCGAUGAACGCGGAUCGCCUCUGAAUGCGGCGUGCUCGGUUCCUGCUUCCCCCAACUUUAAAGGCGCUCGACUGGAGAUGCGCAAGGGACCUGUUCACAAAGAAAACGCAGCAAGUUUUGAGUCCGGGGGAAUGCGUUGCGGGCUGAAAACGCACAGGGAUACAAUUACUCAUCCGUCUGUUUUUGUCUGCGCCGCCGGAUCACUUUGUCCUGGAAAUAUGUUCGUCUUGGAAGGCUUUUAAGGGCUCCCGGGAGAGGUUUAAGAGCGAUACACGCUCAAAAAGUGAAGUUUAAAGAGGGAUCUGCGGCGCUAUUGCAGGAGGACUUGGAUGAAAACAGUCAUGGAUUGAACCAUAUUGUUUCUGUUAUGUUGACACAGACAGAUAUUACUUGCACAUUGUGGAGUUGUAGCUUGAAGGUAGGAUACAAAAUCAGGAACAGAGUAGUUUUCUAAAUGGGCUGAUGAGUUUUAAUUAAGUGUGACUUAGACUUUUUUCUUUAAAAAAAAAAGAUUAUAUUUCAUAUUAUUCACAUAAGCCAUACUCUGCAGUGUUACAGCAAACUGGUGUCAAAUGUUUCCAUGCACUAUGUGCAUGUAGAAGUUGAAGGUUGGGGACCCAGUUGUGUUUCAUCAUGUCAGUCAAAGGUGUUGCCAUCUACACUUUCCUAAGUGAGAACAAAGAGGAGAUCAGCAUCCAGGAGAAUGAGGAAGUGGUUAUCUUCGAUGAGAACUCAGUGGAUGGUUGGGUCCUGGGGGAAAACAGCCGCGGGGAGAGGGGUCUCUUCCCCAAAUCUUACGUGAACAUCAUUCGCCCUCGCUCCGACUCCAACGUGACCGACUGCUCCAUAAGCCCGGCGGGCUCCUUAGGAAACGACUCCCCCCAUCUACCGUCUACGCCCAACACCUCCAUCAACUCGGGGCAGAUUUACGAUGAAGACUACUACGACGACUGGGACGACUGGGACGACAGGUCCACGGUGGUGGAUGAUGCGGAUCACACAAACACUAGCGGCACCGGAGCCAACGGGCACAUCUAUCAGGCCCAACCGUCUAGCAACCCCAACGUGUAUUACAGGAGCAAAUCCGUACCCGGACAAGACGGCAUGGCCAGCUCCAGGAAGGGCAGUAUGGUGGGCAGGAACUUGAACCGAUUUUCCAGCUUCGUCCGCUCAGGGGUGGAGGCGUUCGUGCUCGGCGACGUCCCCAUGAUGGCCAAGAUCGCCGAGUCGUACACCAUCGAGAUGGGCACGCUGGGGCCUCAGUGGAAGGCGAACCCGCGGCCGUUCGUCUGCUCCAUUGAAGACCCGACCAAGCAGACGAAGUUCAAGGGUAUCAAGACGUACAUAUCGUACCGAGUGACGCCGAGCCACACCGGCCGACCCGUCUACAGACGCUACAAACACUUCGACUGGCUGUACAACCGUUUGUUGCACAAGUUCACCGUGAUCUCCGUGCCCCACCUGCCCGAGAAGCAGGCCACCGGCCGCUUCGAGGAAGACUUCAUCGAGAAGCGCAAGCGGCGGCUGGUCCUUUGGAUGAACCACAUGACCAGCCACCCGGUCCUCUCCCAGUACGAAGGCUUCGAGCACUUCCUGAUGUGCGCCGACGACAAGCAGUGGAAGCUGGGCAAGCGGCGGGCGGAGAAGGACGAGAUGGUGGGGGCCCACUUCAUGCUGACCCUUCAGAUCCCCGGCGAGCACCAGGACCUGCAGGACGUCGAGGAGCGGGUGGACAACUUCAAGACCUUCGCCAAGAAAAUGGACGACAGCGUGAUGCAGCUGACGCACGUCGCCUCGGAGCUGGUGCGCAAGCACCUGGGCGGCUUCCGCAAGGAGUUCCAGCGGCUCGGGAACGCCUUCCAGUCGAUUAGCCACGCCUUCACACUGGACCCGCCCUACAGGUCGGAGGCCCUCAACAACGCCAUCUCCCACACUGGCCGCACCUAUGAAAACAUCGGGGAGAUGUUUGCAGAGCAACCUAAGUAUGACCUCUUCCAGAUGCUGGAUAAGCUCUCGCUCUAUCAAGGCCUGCUUGCGAACUUCCCCGACAUCAUUCAUCUGCAGAAAGGUGCUUUUGCCAAAGUGAAGGAGAGCCAGCGGAUGAGCGACGAAGGAAAAAUGGACCAGGACGAAGCGGAUGGCAUUAGGAAACGCUGCCGGACUGUGGGCUUUGCCCUCCAAGCAGAAAUGAGCCACUUCCAUCUGCAGAGAGAGGUGGACUUCAAAGACAUGAUGCAAGCCUACCUCAGGGAGCAGAUAGCCUUUUACCAGCGUGUUGUCCAGCAACUGGAGCGCACCCUGCGCAUGUACGACGGCCUUUAAAGGCACCCGACCCUACGCCUGGGUCCAGAUGCCAAAACUUACAGAAACAAAACAAAGAAAGGAUUAAUUUUGACUCUUUUUUUUUUCGUCAGGGUUGUUGGUGGUUAUUUUUAAAAAGCAGCAUUAGUUACUGAAGAGAUGUACAAAGCCAGUCAUUUCUUCUCUUCGAUGGAGUCAAAGAAAUAUUUUUAAAGACCUACUGUACGUUUUUUUUUUUUUUAUAUCCAAAGUACUCUUCAAAUAGGUGAAGACAGUAUAUUUUACAUAAUUUAAGUUUUUUGUAACGUUAAAAAUAAAAGCACAGGCUGUACAUCACACAGGUUCAGUAGGGUUACACAUAAAAAAAAAAAAUAAAAAAAAAGACAGAAAACGGGUCCUGUGUGUUUCCCUUACCCCCCAAACAUCAUGGUGACUUCUUGUGGGAUCAGUUCAGGCUGUAUCUUUAAGUAAAAUGGUCUUAAACCAAAAAGGUCUUAAAACAAAAAAACAGCACAUUUUUUUACAAUGGCCAAUCAAAUGAUUUUACUUCUUCUAUCCAAACACUGCUCUGUAAAGAGGAAUGUUACUUUAAUUUUGCUGAGAGCACGUCCUGCUCAGGUGUUCGCUGCUUUAACUUUCAUGUCAGUGGUUGCAAAUCACAAAUGCCUUGGCACGUACUGGGACUACUAAAUUCAGUUUUGUGGGUGGGGUGGGGGGUGGGGUGUAGUUUUCUUGCAGUUUGUGCCUUUAGGGACGUUUUGCAUUCGUAUGGAAUAUUUUUGUAAGUUUACCUUUCUCUUCUUGUGUAUCGCAGGGGGGAAUUAAUAGUAUGAGCUUAGUGCUGGGACAAGUUUGCACAUGUCUCUGUGAUUGGUCGUCGUCGCGGGGUUUGUUUUACGCUGCGUGGCUGAAGAAGAGCUCGAAAGCUGUGCUUAACUCCCUGUUACAUAGCGGAGGAACAGAAAUGUAUAACUUUAUUUGUAGCAGCCAUUUGAAAAGUAUGUUGUGGGAACGAUGUAGUGUGAAAGGACACUCCUCAUGUGCUGGAUGAAAGGAAUGAUAGCGCUCUCUUGUCUGUCCAUUAAAGAGAUCAUACUAUA
Messenger RNA from Fundulus heteroclitus (mummichog), 3500 nucleotides. RefSeq names its product sorting nexin 33 (gene snx33). The transcript is spliced from 2 exons. Gene Ontology annotation, cellular component: cytoplasmic vesicle; plasma membrane. Gene Ontology annotation, biological process: endocytosis; cleavage furrow formation; protein transport. NCBI's taxonomy places the organism in Eukaryota, Metazoa, Chordata, Actinopteri, Cyprinodontiformes, Fundulidae. Gene Ontology annotation, molecular function: protein binding; phosphatidylinositol binding. The coding region runs from base 733 to 2421 and encodes 562 amino acids. The record is from RefSeq and is a predicted model, not a curated record.